This is a messenger RNA of Brachypodium distachyon (stiff brome), 2068 nucleotides long. Its product is annotated as noroxomaritidine synthase. Bases 278 to 1834 code for a protein of 518 amino acids. Lineage: Eukaryota; Viridiplantae; Streptophyta; Magnoliopsida; Poales; Poaceae. Gene Ontology annotation, molecular function: heme binding; oxidoreductase activity, acting on paired donors, with incorporation or reduction of molecular oxygen; iron ion binding. The record is from RefSeq and is a predicted model, not a curated record. The transcript has a single exon.
GAUCCUGAAAAAGAACACGACAACUUUGUUCAAAUCAAACCCGAAAGAAGCAUGGAGCAAUCCACUCGAAUUUGCUUCAAUUUCCACGAUACAGGUGCGAGAGCUCUGAAACAUACUGAUCUGGAUCAGUAUACAGGAACGAGACUACAGGAAUUCCCAGUAUAGAUGAUACAUCUGUGAGUUCUGUGACCCUCCGAACGUUCACACACUCUCCACAACCACUGGCGCGCUCCUCCGUUCCGUCCUCUGCCUUCAGCCGCACGAUCGAGCAGCAACAAUGGCUUCCGUCUCCUUCCUGGAGCUCUCGCUCUCCAUCCUCUGCUUCACCCUCUUCUACUACUUCCACAUCAAAUCCAAGCGCAAGAACCCGGUGAUCCCACUCGACUGGCCACUGGUGGGCAUGCUCCCGGCGCUCCUGGGCAACCUCCCGUGGCUCCACGACUGGGUGACCUCCGUGCUCGUGGCCAGCCCGCUGAGCUUCCGCUUCACGGGCCCGCCGCGCUCCCGGAUGCAGUUCCUGCUCACGGCCGACCCGGCCAACGUGCGCCACGUCUUCACCUCCAACUUCAGCAACUACCCGAAAGGCCCCGAGUUCGCCGAGAUCAUGGACAUCCUCGGCGGCGGCAUCUUCAACGCCGAUGGCGACUCCUGGCGCAUGCAGCGGGCCAAGGCGCAGCUUCUCAUGUCGACCCCGAGGUUCAAGCGCUUCGUGGCCACGUUCGUCCGCGGCAAGGUCGAGAACGCCCUGCUCCCGCUGCUGGAUCAUGUCGCAGCCGGGAAGACGAAGGCGUGUGAGUGUGACCUUCAGGACGUGUUCCUGAGGCUGACGUUCGACACGACGACGAAGCUCGUGUUCGGGGUCGACCCGGGAUGCUUGGAGAUCGGGUUGCCCGAGGUGCCGUUCGCGCGCGCCAUGGACGACGCCAUGGACGUGCUCCUGGUCCGCAACGUGCUCCCGCUGUCGUGGUGGAAGCUCGUCAGGCGGCUCCGUGUCGGCUACGAGCGCAAGAUGGCCGCCGCCUGGCGCGACAUUGACGCCUUCAUUGCCGACACCGUUGCCAAGCGAAGGGAAGCCGUGAAAUUAGCCAGAACUGCUGCAGGCGGCGCCGACCUGCUGUCCUCCUACAUCGACGACGACAACGAGGAGAAAGACGCUGUCAUGGACGCGUUCCUCCGGGACACGACCAUGAACCUGAUGCUGGCCGGCCGCGACACCACGGGCUCCGCGCUCUCCUGGUUCUUCUACCUCCUCACCAAGAACCCACGCGUGGUGUCCAAGAUCCUGGCAGAGCUCGAGACCGUCAAGCCCACCAGCGGCGCCAACGCCAUUAACGGCAUGGCGAGCUUCGACCCGGAGGAUCUGGGCAAGCUGGCGUACCUCCACGCGGCGCUGUGCGAGUCGCUGCGGCUGUACCCGCCGUUGCCGAUGGAGCACAAGGGCGUGGUGUCCGCGGAGACGCUGCCGAGCGGGCACGAGGUGAAGCCGGGGGACAAGAUCAUGGUGUCGCUCUACGCCAUGGGGAGGAUGGACGCCGUGUGGGGCGCCGACUGCAAGGAGUUUUUGCCGGAGCGGUGGGUGGACGAAGACGAAUCGGCCAGCAGCAGGCUGCGGCACGUGCCGUCCUACAAGUUCCUGGCAUUCAACUCAGGGCCCAGGACUUGUCUCGGCAAGGACAUGGCGUUCGUGCAGCUCAAGGCCGUGGCGGCCGCCGUGGUGUGGAACUUCGACGUCCAGGCCGUGCCCGGGCAUGUCUUCGAGCCCAAGGUGUCCAUCAUACUCCACAUGAAGAACGGAUUCAUGGCCAGGAUUAAGAGGAGGCAGCUAGGUGCUUAGGAAUUGAUUGAAAUUAAUCCACUACUACUAGCUAGCGGUGAUGUCUGUAUUGCCGGUCGUAACUCGCAGUCUGUGCUUACUCGAGCACUCUGUACUCUUGUCCCCCAAAAACGAGCCUCCCCCUUUCCAAGCGCGUUGCAGCAAUAAAGAGUUGGAGCAAAAUAUUCCAAUCUCAUGCAGGCACGUCAGAACAUUUCUUCAGUCUAAAGGGUUAUUAAAUCCAAAAAUUCUUUA